Molecule: messenger RNA, 7893 nt
Organism: Drosophila kikkawai
Lineage: Eukaryota; Metazoa; Arthropoda; Insecta; Diptera; Drosophilidae
Gene: hang
Product: hangover
Biological process (GO): regulation of transcription by RNA polymerase II
Cellular component (GO): chromosome; nucleus
Molecular function (GO): chromatin insulator sequence binding; zinc ion binding
Source: RefSeq, a predicted model, not a curated record
CAUUGCGAUUCUCUUUUGGCCUUCUAUUCUUUCAAAAUUCGCCGAAUAACGAACAACGCGUCGCUCCGCAUCGCUUUUUUUUCCUGUGCGCCUCUCGUUCUGCCCGCUGCAAAACAAAACGAAAUCGAAACCGAACUGAAAACAACGGGACCGUUGACUCUCGCUCGGCCCAGGAUCGUUCCAGGAGCGAGUGAAACGGAACGCGUGUUCCGAUGUGCGGAACUGGGUAAGGAGGCGACGGCGGUGGCGUCGACGGCAACGGCAAUGGCGACGGCGACGUAAAGUCGAUUGCGAACGGACGCAGACCGAAACAAAAGUGAAAACGUGCAAAAUACAAAUACAACUGCGGCAAAAUGUGCGACGCUGCGGCAACGGCGUCGGAGACGGCGACCACAGCGCUGCUGGCAGGAGUUAGUGCAGUGACGGUGCCUGGGGCUGGAACACCGGGAGCAGCUGCCCCCAGCACAACUACAUCCACAUCCCAGCCGGAAGCUUCGGCGACAGCAACAGCAACCACGACGAUGACGGCGGCGACGACGCCGCUGGCGACGAAGAGCGAGCGGGCGGCGCGACAAAACUGCUGUCGCCUGUGCAUCGCUCCAGCCACCGAGUGCAUCUCGAUCAUCAACAGCUAUGCAGCGGACAAGGAGCCGCUGUCCACCAAGAUCCACAACUGCGUCAGCAUCAAGAUCACCGCCCAGGAUCGACUGUCGCUGCAUAUAUGCCACGCCUGCAUCAGCUACCUUAACUCGUGGCAGAGCUUCAAGAACCGAUGUCACAGCUCACAGACAAAGCAGCGCCAGUGGCUGGAGACCAGCAACAAAAGCAAGCUCUUUAACUAUCUGGACCUGAACAGUGCCGAAAACGGUGGAGCCUCCUCCGAUCAUCAGCAUCAACAGCAUUCGCAGGCGGCGCAUCAACCGCAAUCGGAGAAUGAGCUUGACGCAGAGAAGGCGAUGGCACCCGCCACCACGGCCGCCAACAUAUUGGAUGGCAUACCAUCGCUGAAGAAACGCAAAUCCCUAACAGUCUAUCCGCUGCCAGCGUUGCCCAUCAAAGAUGAGCCAAUUGACACGGACGAUGACUACCAGAUGAAGAUGAUAGACGAGUCCGACGACAUGGUCGAUCCCACAAUGUUCCUAGAGCGUUCCGAGCACGAGGGCGAUAUGCCGUUAAUGGCCUCGGAAUACGACUAUACGGCCCAGCAUGGCGUUAAUGCCCAUUCUUUGGCCGCCGGACUGCCACCGAAUGCUGUGGCCAAUGUGGCCGCCGCCGGGGAUUCCAAGGUGGCCAGCUGUCGUGCCUGCAGCCUACAGUUCUCCACCCGAGCGAAUGCCCGUCGACAUGAACGGAAUCUGCACCCGAACCUCUUCCAGCUAUCCACGGACUCGCUCCACAAUACGUCAGUUACAAAGCCAACGCCAGCCUUGGCCGCCGCAUUGGAAAUUCAACGGGCGGCAGCUGCAGCGGCCACCGCAGAGGCGAAUCGUGCUGUGGGCGCUGCCGGUGGUAAUAUCACUCCACAGAAAUACCGACAGGUGGUGAUGAAUGCAUUCAUCAAAUGCGAGGGCGGCGGCUAUGACUAUGACAAUCCGGAGCAGUACCGUCCACUGCUCACCCACGACAAGGUGGAGUUCAUCGAACAGAACGAGGAGUUUCUCGAGCAGUACCAGACGAUGACCUGCCGCUGUUGCAGCAAGUACUUCAGCACGUACAAGAACUUCAUGGCGCACGUGCGCAAGAAGUAUCCGCUGCUGCCGCGCAAUCUAUGCUUCAACUGCCUCAAGAUGAACGACUCCAAGGCGUUGUUCAUCUCGCAUCUGAAGAAGCGCAACUGCAUAAAUCUCUACAGGGUUUUAAAUACGCUGCGCGGCAAGACACCAGUGCUACCCAUCUCUGCCACGGAUGCGGAUGCAACUGAGGCUGCUGACGAUGGAGUCACAGCCACAGCUGUAGCGGUGGCAGAUGCCGCCGGAGCAGGUGCUGUCACAAUGGCCAGUCCCACGGUGACCAUUAAGGGAGAGACCGCCGCUACACCCGGUGAACGUCCAGAGAAGCUGCGCGCCAAGGAGCUGCUGGUGAACAAGCUAUACGAAUGCAAGCUCUGCCCUAAGGGAUUCCGCACCAAGCACGAGUUCCGCACCCAUGUCUACGACAAGCAUGCGGAUGUCCAGCGCAAGGACAACAACUCGAUACAGUGCAGCUUCUGUGGCCUGGACUUUGCCGAUCCGGUGGACAGGCGCCGGCACUACAACAACAUGGACUGCAUUGUCCGACUGCGCUGCAUGACGUGCGAUGCCAAGCUGGAGACGCACCAGCGAUUCCUCGAUCACGUCUACCAGGAUCAUCUGGGCGGCGUGGGCGGUGGCGCUGGCGGUGCCAGUAGUGAUAAUGCCUCCACAACGGGCAGCGGCCUAGCGAGGAGCAACAGUAUGGAGCAUUCGCCGGGCAAAAGGAGUCUGCUGGGUGCCCUGGGCAUUGGCGUUGGCUCAUCGGCGGAAGAGUCGCGCAGCAGCAGUGUGGCGCCCAUGCAAACAUCCACGCCCAAGCCAGCGGGAGGAGGUACAGCCACAACGGCCUCCGCGCCCAGUUCAUCGAAUCGUGGUGAUGCGUCAGCACCCAAGUCCCAGUACUUUUCACGAAUGCCACAGGUGUGUCCCAUUUGCGGACAGCAAUACAAUAACUACAACAACGUGCUGCGCCACAUGGAAUCGAAGCAUCCAAACAAGCUGCCCGAAACGUACAAGUGCGUACGCUGCGGCCUGGGCUAUCCGCGGAUCUCCUACCUGCGGGAGCACAUGAUCAAUGUGCAUGGCGUGGACAAGAAUCGGCACUCGGGCGGCUUCGAGUACAUUGUGAAUGCUGAUGCCGUUAAGCUGGCGGACGGCAGCACGCCGAAUGUGUACACGGGUCGCUACGACUACGUGAUGAAGGACCUGCUGUCGAUAACAAAUGGUGGGACCCUCGAUGAGGACGAUGAGGAGGCAGCGGGUAGCAGCAUGGCCAAGAAAAUGCGACUCGACGACAGCAGCAACAACAGCAGCUUGGCGGGCGUGGCCAGCCAGCAGCAGAAGGAGUGUCCCAUCUGCAAUGCUGUGUUCAGCAACAACAUUGGCCUCUCCAAUCACAUGCGCUCCCAUUACACAGCCGCCAGUGUGAUGACCGCAGCUCUGGCGGCGGCCAAUCGCAUGACACCCAAAUCACUGACCAUAACAGCAACACCAGCGACAACGACGGACGCAAGUCCAGAGGCAGAGGCAUCGGCCCAGCCAAUGACCAGCAGCAAUGUUGUGCCACCGGCGAUGGCAAAUCAAACGCCCCAGGAGCAGGCUGUAUUCCGGCGAAGUUUGGAUCAGGCGGCCGACCGUCGCUUCCGGCGAAUGCGUUGCCGUAUUUGCCAGCGGCGCUUCAGCUCAAAGAAGUCCUAUCGCUACCACAUGCUGACAGACCAUCAGGUGCAGAAUGUGCAGUUCAUCAAAUGCAAGUUAUGCAACGCGGAGUUCGCCUACGAGAAGGGUCUGAAGGUGCAUCUGUUCAAGGUGCAUGGACGGGCGAUCAAGGAUGAGAUGAUUAUCAAGCAGUUUGAGUGCGAGGUCUGCUCGAUUGUAUACAGCUCGGAGCUGGAGCUGCAGCAGCACAAGCGGAGUGUCCACAAGCUGACCUCGGCAUCGGCAUCGGUCUCUGCUUCAGCCUCAGCCUCAGCCUUGGCGUCCGCCUCCGCUUCUUUCAAGAUGGAGGACGAUGUUUUGAUGGACGAAGAGGGCAAGUCAACAGCCGAUCUGUCCACCCUUUCGGCCAACGCCUCGGGACUGGGAGUGGGCACACCGCUGUACUGGUAUCAGUGCAAAUACUGCCCCUCCAACUUCAACACCAACAAGAAGCUGGCCAUUCACAUCAACUCGCAUGACGAGUUCGACUCGAAUGAUUACUCCUGCAAGGAUUGUGGCAACGUCUAUAGCGGACGCAAGAGUCUAUGGGUGCACCGGUACAAGAAGCAUCCCCAGGUGCCCGACCCGGCCGAGUGCUCGCUGUGCCGAAAAAUCUUCUUCGAUCGCCAAAUGCUGGACAAUCACACGCCCACCUGCAACCGCAAGCCCAUCACCUCGACGGGUGCCCACCAGCAGCAGCAGCAGCAGCAGCUGCAGCAGCAGGAUUCAUUGCAGCAACAGCAGGCGGCACUGCAAAGGGCCGUUUUCAGGCACAAGACGGGCGACGAUGAUGACGAGGAGGAUGAUGGCCAGCAGCAGCAGCAGCUGGAGGAAAGCGAUAGCAAUGGGGGGGCAACAGCGUCGGCUGCUGCUGCAGCAGUGGCAGCUUCAGCCCAGGCUGCCCUGAAGAUACGCAUACCGGAAGUGGCCUGUACCAUUUGCGGGGCCCGGUUCACCGAUCAGGAGCACUUUAGCAAGCACAUCCAAAAGCACGAACAGGAGCUGUAUGUGGAUAAUCCGCUGGCGGCGAUGUUCGAUGAUGGGCCGGCGGAUGCUGGCCAGUUCCAGGUUGAGCGGCAGAAUGAGAAUGGGGAAUAUGCGUGCGAUUUGUGCGCCAAGACGUUCCCCCAGGUGAUUGCGCUCAAGGUGCAUCGCAAGUGGCAUUUCAGAGGUGAUAGCAAGCAGAACCCCAUCGACGGCGAAGCGACACAGUUGACCAACAACAAUCACACUACCAGCAACAACAACAACAACAACAGCAGCAACUCGAUGCUGCACCUCCGCGAGCUGCAUGCAGUGGGCCUGAUGCCCAACCAGCAGCAACAGCAGCAGCAGCAGCAGGAACAGCAGAGCCGCAGCAACAACAACAACAUGAACCACAGCGGCGGGAGCAGCAGCAGCAAGUCAAUGAAGCGGAAGCGUGAGCUUAAAUGCGAAUACUGCGCCUCCACCUUCAUCAGCAACAACAAUCUGCGCCGGCACAUGUACGAGCUGCACAAGCACGAGGUAAGCAAUCUCCCAGAGCCACCAAUCAUCCAGGUGGACGAUCAUCUACAGUGCCGUCGCUGUCAGCUCAGUUUCGAAACGAAGGAGCUGUGGAUCGAGCACAAGCUGGCCGAUGCCAAGGUGGUGCGUCCCUUCUGCCCCUUCCAGUGGGGCUGCGAUCUGUGCGGCGAGUAUCUGUCGCGAAAGGAGAAGCUAAUGAAUCACAUUAACAAUCAUCUUAAGGAGGAGGUCAUUGUCCCAGUGGCCACCAAGGCGGCCAUUAAACGCGAAGCGGCGGCGGCGGCGGCAACGGCAGCGACAGCUGCAAAUGCGGCGGAAUUAACAGCAGAUGAGGAAGUAGAUCAAGAUCGGGAGAACAAGGCUCGGGACAACAAAGAUAAGGCAACGACGGCGGUGGUGGCAGGUGGAAAAAAAGAUGAAGAAAGCGAUGACCUGGACGAGGAGGAUAGCUCCGGCGAGGAGGAGGAAAGUUCAGGCACGGGAGACGAUGAGGACGAUGAGGAAGAUGACUCGGAAGAUGACGAGGGCGAUGGUGGCGAAGGUGAAGACGAGGAGGGUGUGCAGCCUGGUCAGCUGUUGACUCAACAACAGCAGCAGCCGCAGCAGCAGCAGCACAACCAGGAUGACGAUGACCUGGUCGAGGAGGUCAAUAGCUCGGAUGACGAAGAUGAUGGUGAGGUGGAGAGCGACGACGACGAUGUCGGGGAGGAUGACGAUGAAGGGGAUGUUGACGAUGAGGAUGACGAUGUGGAGGAACCGGAACCGGUGGCAGUGGCUCAACCCCUGAUGAAUGGCAAUGGCAAGCCAAAAAUGCCGCUACUUAUCAUGCCCACUUCCGACGACGAUGAGGAUGUGGAUGAUGGUGUUAUGCCCAUCGAUGACAUUAUUGAAGAGGAAUUCGAUGAAGAUGAGGCCGAGCCAGAUGCCGAUCCCGAUCCGGAUGUGGAUGAUGCCAUUGAGGAGGUGGAUGACGAUGAUUUGGAUGAGGAUGGAGAUGAUGUGGAAAUGGAGAUGGAGGUGGAGAUGGAGGAGGAGGUGGUAUCGGCAGCCUCCUCCUCGGAGAGCGAGUCCUCGUCAACGACCACGUCCAAUUCGCAUUCGCAUUCGCAUUCACAUUCCACGGGUGAGCGGCGUAAGAAGAGGGCUGACGAUCAGUUGAAUGAUCCCAGCUUUACCUGUGAUCUAUGUCAACUUUGUUUCGAUUCCCAGGAGCUACUCCAGAGCCACAUCAAAAGCCAUUUUCUCAAUGGGCCAAAGCUCACAGUGGCAGCAGCAGCAACAGCAGCAGGCAGCAAGGCGGCGUCACUAGCAACCACAACGGCGGCACCACCACCAGUCAAGACGAAGCCUGACUCCAAGUCAGCCCUGCUGGCCAACAACAACAAUAAGAGCAGCAAGACUGUUGCAGCUGCAGCUGCCACAAUCUGAGUCACAUUCAUUCACUCAUCUCAGACUUAACUCGCAAACCCAAAACUCCUCACUUGAAAUGUACAAAGCCACACCGCCAUCAUCCUCAUCAUCUCAUCAUCCGAACCCUAACCAGAGCCAAGAGUAGCAAACGCAUUCCAUCAGCAGUUCGGCCACGACGAUAUAUGUAUAGCACGUGGGUGGCGUGUGUCCUACCUACAAUACUUUUUAGCUUGCUUCUAGUCUUAAGAACUUAACACACACACACACACACACACCGAUAUAUAUAUGCAUCAUAUAUAUAUAUUUAUCUAAGAACUAUAUUUUUUUUUUCAAUGUUAAACUAGUUCUAUUGAUCGAAACUAGAAACCAGUGAUAAGUCUGGUUUCUGGGGUCGAUAAAUGGAAUACUAAAGUGAACACAAGCUAGAACUAGGGCCAAGUUUAAUCUUUAAACUAUAAUAUACGAAAAAAACACACAUAUUAACCAGAUAUAUAUAGUCAUAUAAGCUAUAGUUUAGGUUACCAUUACACACAUCAAUUAUUCAAGCUGAAUAAAAGUUUCACGAGACGCACCAAAGCCAAGAAGAAGGGGAAUCAGCUCAGUUAGACUUAGUAAAAGCCAUCAGGAUUUUCAAAGUAUUUUUCACACACGCGUGACAAGCAAGCACACACACACAAAGGUUUGAAAAACCCAAAGCGAUAGAUGUAUACAUCUGAUUUUUUUUUUUUUUUUUUGAUUUGAUUUGAUUUUUCUUCUUGUUUUUUGUAUUUAAACCUUGGUCUUCCCCCGAAGCAUGCCCCCUUUUGGAAACAGUUAAGAACAGGAAACCAUUACAAUUGAUUAGCAAAAUCCACAACCAAUUAUUAGUUCAAGACUUCUGAAAUUUUGAAAUCUUUUACCUUUACUAGGAAUUGCAGUAUACCUGGCACACCAGCCACAUGUUCCAUGACUCUCGUUCGUAAUUAUGCUGGGGGAGUUCAUAUUUCGACUUCCAGACCCCCACACACAUCGUCUUUUAUAACAAUUGGCUUUCUCUUUACCUUACUGUAUGGCAAGGAAGACCAAGAUCAAUGCCAACGUAGAUGGAAGCUCACUACGGAGAGCCUCCUUCCAUUUAGACUGUCGAUAGUUACAAGAAUAUGCAAUUUAUCUGGCACACCAGCCACAUGUUCCAUGACUCUCGUUCGUAAUUGUGCUGGGGGGAGUUCAUAUUCCGACUCCCAGACCCACAUUUCUUAUUGAAACACAUCGUCUUCUAUAACAACUGGCUUUCUCUUUACCUUACUCUAUGGCAAGGAAGACCAAGGUUCAUACCAUACCAACGUAGAUGGAAACUCACUAAGGGAGAGCCUCCUUCCAUUUAGACUAUCGACACUAUCGGCAUUAUAUGUAAAACCUAUGCUUAAGAAAUCCCUAAUAUGUAUAACUGAAACUGUAGUCUAAAACGUACAAAAUAAAAUAAAAACAAGAAGUGCAUAUGUAAGCAAACUUUUGUCCCUCACGCGUUGAAGAAUCGAAAAGAAAAUAAAAGAAAUAUAAACCGAAAAAA